GGGUUUCAUCCAUUGUUUAUUUUUUUGUUGCAGACUUUUCAACACUAUUUUGUGCGUGACUGAACGUCGUGACAUGCGUGCUUUGCUUGUAUUUGUGUGGAUUUUAUAAUUUGUUUUGGUUUUUCUUUUGGCAACCUAAUUCCGGGCCCGAUCAGCUUCCUCCGCCAUGCAUGUCGAGAAGAAAUCGGAGCUACGAAGUCUCCUUAAAUCCGGUGAUAGCCGCUGCAAAUUGGUGGAGCCCAGGAACACGAAGAGCUGUGUUUGGAGGUUUUUCAAUCUGGUCUCCUGCGACGACCGCAUAGAGCCGUAUGCUUGCUGCAAAACUUGCGGCGAUUUGCUUUCCUACUCAGGAAAGACUGGAACAGGGAGCUUGCUCCGCCACAGAUGCCUCCACUCGACACCGAGUAACGAAAAAACGGUGAGGAUAACCAAGGCCAAGCAGCUGCGCGAGCCGCUGCGGUUGGCCAAGCCCAAGAUAGAGCCCGCAUCUGGAUCAUUUAUAGUCGCCACCGAGUCCGGUGCCUUGCCUCAGAAGUGGGAGGAGUACGAGCACACAGAUGAGAUCAGCGAGGAUAUCAAGGACAUUAUAUACAGCGAAGACCCGCUCUGCUACAGUCCCAUACAUGUGAUGGAGGACGAAGCCUACGAGACAGGCGACAAAGUAACUGUCUUGAACGCCACAGGUACCUCCAGUUCUGGCGGAAGGGCCAGUGUCUCGGCACCCGUAGUGGCCACCGUGGUGGCUACUCCAACCAACUCGGCCAAGCAGCUAAAGAACAACUUGGAGACUUCGAUCGACCGCCUGACCACUGUUAGCGAGCAACUGAGCUACAUAAUCCAGCAAAAUCACGAGGAGCUAAGCAAGGACGACGACUACUACUUCGCACUUAGCCUGGUGCCUAUCAUGCGCCAGUUGUCGCUCAGCCGGAAGCUGUAUGUUCGCUCCAAGAUCCAAGAGAUUCUCUUUAAGGAGAGUGAGGAUCCGAUUCCUUCGAAGGAGGAUUGAAGUAUGAGUGCAAAAAAGGAAGGAUAACUAGGAACUUGGAGCAUCAGCUCAUUAAUUGUAAUUAGAUUAGAACUGGGUACAUUUGUUAUGUAUUCAGUUACUUACGCCCGUUUACUAAGUGCAACAAUUAUUUCAAUUGUAAAAUGGCAUUUCCAUUUUCUCAUUUCAUACUUGAUCCAAAUGCUUACCUAAAUAAAGUCUUUGACGUAGUAAUAAUAA
Molecule: messenger RNA, 1225 nt
Organism: Drosophila ananassae
Lineage: Eukaryota; Metazoa; Arthropoda; Insecta; Diptera; Drosophilidae
Gene: BEAF-32
Exons: 2
Coding region: 167-1006 (279 amino acids)
Molecular function (GO): DNA binding
Source: RefSeq, a predicted model, not a curated record